Helianthus annuus (common sunflower) is the source of this 1413-nucleotide messenger RNA. RefSeq names its product vacuolar-processing enzyme. The transcript has 9 exons. Gene Ontology annotation, molecular function: cysteine-type endopeptidase activity. The record is from RefSeq and is a predicted model, not a curated record. Bases 1 to 1413 code for a protein of 470 amino acids. NCBI's taxonomy places the organism in Eukaryota, Viridiplantae, Streptophyta, Magnoliopsida, Asterales, Asteraceae. Gene Ontology annotation, biological process: vacuolar protein processing.
AUGGGUUUCCAACUCACAUUGUUACUAUUCAUUGUGUUUGUUAUAGGAUUCUCAAAUGCUAACCAUCUAAACUUGUUCAACACCUUUAAAUCAGUUUUCAAACCAAAAGCCAAUAACACGACAUGGGCCGUUCUGGUUGCCGGUUCAAAUGGAUACGAAAACUAUCGUCAUCAGGCAGACGUUUGUCAUGCGUAUCAAAUCCUUAAAAAAGGCGGGUUAAAGGAUGAAAACAUAAUUGUGUUUAUGUAUGAUGAUAUUGCAAACCAUCCAGAAAAUCCUAGGCAUGGUACCAUAAUUAACAGCCCCCAAGGGUCAGAUGUGUACGCUGGUGUGCCAAAGGAUUAUACAGGAAAAAGUGUGACCACCUCGAAUUUCUAUGCUGUGCUUCUUGGCAACAAAACCGCGGUGAAAGGUGGAAGCGGGAAAGUGCUGGCUAGCAAACCUAAAGACAGGAUCUUUGUGUUUUACGCCGAUCAUGGCGGCCCUGGAGUACUUGGGAUGCCGAACAUGCCUAAUCUCUACGCUAAUGAUUUCAUCAAUGUUUUAAAAACAAAGCAUGCGAGCGGAACAUAUGAUGAGAUGGUGAUAUAUGUGGAAGCAUGUGAAAGUGGAAGUAUUUUCCAAGGUUUGUUACCAAAAAAUCUGAACAUUUAUGUGACAACUGCCGCGAAUCCGUACGAGAAUAGUUGGGCCACAUAUUGUCCUGAUAUAGGAGAACCUACAGUACCUCCAGAGUUUUACACUUGCUUAGGUGACUUAUACAGUGUUUCAUGGAUGGAAGACAGUGACUUGGAAGAUUUGAGGCUUGAAACCUUGGAACAACAAUACUUGAAUGUAAAGAAGAGGAUUGCGAUUGACAAGGUGACAGGCUUCGGAUCUCAUGCAAUGCAAUACGGUACCCUAAGCAUAAGCAAAGAGACUAUAUCAAAUUAUCAAGGUUCCGCUCCUAGGACAAUCUCUACGGAUCGAUUUCAAACACGUGACUCCAUGGGUGUUAUCGACCAAAGAGAUGCGGAUCUUUAUUCGAUGUGGCAAAGGUACAAGAAAUCAGCUGAAGAAACACAACAGAAGGAAAACCUACUCCAGAAAAUCAAGGAAAUAACGGCAUAUAGGGCACAUUUGGAUAGCAGUGUCGAUAUGAUCAAACGGUAUUUAUUAGGCAGUGGAGAUGGACCAGUGAGAGGUGACAGAUCGGCCCUUGUGGAUGAUUGGGACUGUCUGAAAUUUAUGGUUCGAACAUUUGAGACACACUGUGGAUCCUUGACUCAGUAUGGCUUGAAACAUACUCGAACAUUUGCAAACAUAUGCAACAAUGGUGUUACGAAGAAGGCCAUGGAUGAAGCUUCAAAGAAAUCGUGUAGCUCGAUUAAAAUGGGACAAUGGGAUCCUUUGAUCGUCGGCUAUAGUUCUUGA